Messenger RNA from Galleria mellonella (greater wax moth), 1885 nucleotides. RefSeq lists its product as uncharacterized. The transcript has a single exon. Gene Ontology annotation, molecular function: nucleic acid binding; zinc ion binding. Bases 785 to 1789 code for a protein of 334 amino acids. The record is from RefSeq and is a predicted model, not a curated record. NCBI's taxonomy places the organism in Eukaryota, Metazoa, Arthropoda, Insecta, Lepidoptera, Pyralidae.
UGACUGUUAUGUUAUGACUAAUAUGUUGUGCUAUGACUGUUAUGUUGUGACUAAUAAGUCUUUUGCUAAAAUGCUAGUUGAUAAGUAAUAUAUUGAUAGUUGAUAAGUAAUGACUAACAAGUCUUUGUUACGAUAAGUAAUGUUUAUCUGUAAUGUUUAUCUAUAUUUUGGAAUGUCUAUUUGUAUUUGUAAGUACAAUGUAAUCGCUAACUAAGAAGCCUUUGCCAAAAGCUCCUCUCUGAUAAAAUACCACUGUCAUGAAAUCAUACACCAUUAGCCUUUGUUACAAUACCAUUAGCUGAUGAGUAAUAUUUAUCUGUAUUCGCAAUUGUGUACCAUGAGCAUCAUGUUAUCAUUAGUCGAGAACCCCUCUCCGAUAAACUCACCUUAUAUAAAUACUGCCUCAAAUCAGUUCGAGGACAGUUCCAUUUCCGAAUUCAUAUUGUAAACAUCUAAUUGUACUAUUUCUGUGUAAAGUAAUAAAGCUAGUUUUAAAAAAACAAAUCUUAUCAUUCGCCACGUAACAAAUUUGGCGCAGUCGGUAGGAUCUCGCAUAAGACGAAGUGCAACGUGCAGUUGAUCAUCGGGACAGCAUCGCCCAGCAGAGCAACGCGCGGUAGCUACAGGCUUUUGAAACACUUCGCCGAACAUGCAGCUCCAAAUACUUGUAUUGUUAUGGUGAGUGGUUUGAAUUUGUUCGCUCUCUAAAUCCUUUAAAUCGCAUCUAUCCUAAUUCUUUUUAUAUAUAUAUUUAUUUUUCUUUUCUUUCCUAUAUACCUUUCUAAUGCCACUAGAAAUAAAAAACGAAAGAAUGGCUCUAGAUAUCUCUACAUUAUUAAAAUUAAUUCCGACGUUUGACACCAAAGAAAAUAACCAACUAUAUAGAUUUGUUCGAUCUUGCAAUUCUGCCUUUGCUUUAGCCUCUUUAGAACAAGAAUCAAUCCUCUUAGUAUACGUUUUAAAUAACAUCACUGGCUCAGGUGCCUCCGAUGUCCAUUGUAAACAAUACAAAACAUGGAUUGAGCUCAGAUCGUUCCUUAUCGAAAAAUUCUCGCAUGUAAAAACGAUUAGCCAUCUAAGCCUAGAACUACAGUCUAUGUUCCAAAAACCAAACGAAACAAUGACUGAAUAUUUUCACCGGGUAGACCUCUGUAGGAGUAAAAUCGUAGAAAAACUAACAGCGGAAAUUUUAGAUGAGACGCUCGCAGGUCGGUUAGCGACCACAGAAGAAACCGCCUUAUCGGUAUUUAUCAACGGAAUUAAUUCAGACGUAGGAGCAAUGCUGAGAACUAAAAACUUUAGUAAUCUCUCCGACGCAGGUCGUUUCGCGCUACAGGAAGACAAAAUUCGAGCAAUGAAUAAUGCUAGGCAGGCACUAUUUAGAGUAUCAGCCGCUAGUAGGACUGUUAAUAGUCCUAGACCGCACGUAAAAUUUACGAUUGACAAUCGAUCGAUGACGCGACCUCCUAAUAUAUACCAACAGAAUACAUCAAAAACGCCAUCAUAUCAAAACGUUAUUUGCAAUUACUGUAAGAAACCAGGCCACCUCAUCGCCGAUUGUAGGAAACGAGCAUAUAAUAAUAAUAUCAGAAACUCGUUACAAGAACAGAAUAUAUCGCCCCAACAAAAUUUCCGUGCAUUACCUGCCGCCAAAAUAAAUAAUUUAAACCAUUUAGCGGCCAGCGAAGCGAGCAGUUCGGUGGAAACCGCUUUAACGUCUUGCUCACCUCAUCAAACACAGACAUCGACCCAGGAAUUAAACCUGGAGGACCUACAAAUAGAUUCUUAGAAAAUAAUCAAAUUUCGAGGAAGUUUAACGCUUAUACGCCGCAUUCAGUCCAUCGGGGACCGGCUAGUACUAGCUCCAUAGUUAAAAAUAAUCAGG